Messenger RNA from Dentiscutata erythropus, 298 nucleotides. NCBI's taxonomy places the organism in Eukaryota, Fungi, Glomeromycota, Glomeromycetes, Diversisporales, Gigasporaceae. The record is from the annotation of a GenBank genome assembly.
AUGGAAUCACUUCGCCUUUAUCCAGUAGCAUCACUAUUAGUACCUCGUAAACCUACUAAACCAUUGAAUUUAUUAAAAAAUAUCAUAUUACCAAAAGAAGUAACAGUUACAGUAAAUUUCUGGCAAAUUCAAAGAAAUCCGGAUAUUUGGGAUGAUGCUGAUAAAUUUAUACCUGAAAGAUUUAUAAAUCCUGCUAAAGAGUUAAGAAAUAGUUGGAUUCCAUUUUCCAUUGGACCUAGAAAUUGUCUUGGCCAAAAUUUUUCGAUGAUGGAACAAAAAGUUGUUAUUGCGUUAACAC